GUCUGGCUGCUUCGCUUUCUGUUAUCGCUUUUUUUUUUUCAGGCUUCAGUUAAACAGCGAGGAAACGAGGGCGAGCGGACGGCCGAGCGGGGAUAGCGAUUUACCGUCAAACAAAAGCGCUUCGGAUUGAACGUCGACGGCGGCUCGACAGGGCCAGGAUGUCCGGCGAGGUGCAGAGAGCAGACGACAGCCCCAGCACGAGCGGCGGGAGCUCGGACCUCGAGCAGAGAGAGACGGCUCCUCCGGAGCAGGAGCGCGAGCCAGCCCAGCCCAAGAAGAAAGAGACAAAGAUCUCCAGUAAAACGGCAGCCAAACUGUCCACCAGCGCCAAGAGAAUUCAGAAGGAGCUAGCCGAGAUCACUUUGGACCCCCCGCCCAACUGCAGCGCCGGUCCUAAAGGAGACAACAUCUACGAGUGGAGAUCCACUAUCUUGGGACCACCAGGCUCCGUGUACGAAGGGGGCGUCUUUUUUCUCGACAUUGCCUUCACACCUGAUUAUCCGUUUAAACCACCCAAGGUAACAUUUCGCACACGGAUCUAUCACUGCAACAUUAACAGUCAGGGCGUGAUCUGUCUGGACAUCCUGAAGGACAACUGGAGUCCUGCACUCACCAUCUCCAAAGUACUGCUGUCCAUCUGCUCACUGCUCACCGACUGCAACCCAGCCGACCCUCUCGUCGGGAGCAUCGCCACGCAAUACCUGACCAACAGAACUGAACACGACAGAAUAGCCAAACAGUGGACGAAGAGAUACGCCACAUAAAGAGAAGUCCUCCCUCUGAGCCUCCCACUAUAAAUUGUCCCUCUUUCCGACCCCAGCGUACCUGUCUACCUCUGUCCCCGUCCUCUCAGAGCACACUCACCAUAUAUAAUCUCCGCUUCCCCGACCACCCUGGCCGCUUUCGGUGAACAGAACUGUCCUUUUGUUCCUCGUUGACUUGAAAGCUUCUUUUUUAUACAAAGAGUAGACUGGGAUUUUAUUUUCCAAUUAUCUGAAUGUUUGAAUUAUCCUAGGAGGAAAAUAUUGUUGUUGUUGUUGUUGGUAUUAUUAUUAUUAUUAUUAUUAUUAUUAUUAUUAUUAUUAUUAAUGUUGCUCAACCUCAUGUAUGUAAGUGGCAUCAGGAACAAAUACAGACUAUGUAUAAGAACCCACACACACACACACACACACACACACGACCACGCUUUUGUUUUUCAGUCAUGGUAUGUGCAUGUUAACAGGAUGCCGAUUUGCACCCACAUCAACACGAAGCUCCGCUCUGUUUGUAACAUAUUUUUUAAACACGCCGUCAAAAAGCAGCCACUGGGAAAGUCUGGCUAGUGGAUAGAUGGAAAAAUCACAGGUUUGUAUAUAGUGUGUGACACAGUGAGGUUUGUUGUGCACUUGCUUUAUGGACAAACAUCCAAUAAAACACUGUGGCUGAAAUGUA
Molecule: messenger RNA, 1431 nt
Organism: Pangasianodon hypophthalmus (striped catfish)
Lineage: Eukaryota; Metazoa; Chordata; Actinopteri; Siluriformes; Pangasiidae
Gene: ube2e2
Product: ubiquitin-conjugating enzyme E2E 2
Exons: 6
Coding region: 159-764 (201 amino acids)
Biological process (GO): protein polyubiquitination
Cellular component (GO): nucleus
Molecular function (GO): ubiquitin conjugating enzyme activity
Source: RefSeq, a predicted model, not a curated record